AUGAGCGGCCGUGACGGCAACCAGAAGCGCCAUAAGGGCGCUCUGGGUGCUGCAGCUAACGCUAAAGGCGGAAGUGCCAAGAAGCGAGCGCAACGUGCUUUAUCGGCUUCCGAAGCACUCAAAGCUAGAUUAUUCAACGUCCUUCCAACUUCGGAUUUUCUGAAGAUUAAAGGAUACUACGGCACAACGAAAACUCAGCACGAGCGCAAGUACGUUCCAUUAGAAGCUUCACAGAACGGAAAAUCCAAGAACCAAGCCGCCUGGACCGGAUGGACCUCAUCAGGAGGUGUAACCGGUUACGUGAGGCAGUUCUUUGACGGUCAUUGGCUUAUGGCAGACGUGUCCUUGUUCCUAUUCCCACCGCAGUCGUGGGUACGCUUGAAAGCUCGUCGACUGGAAAAAGAGACGGAAAAAUACAUUUUCGCAGCCAUCGUGAUCCGUACGAUUAUGCUGACAGUACAGUCCCCUCUGUACUCCAACUUAAUCCAGGAACUCACGACACUGAGUGACGUCGUGUACGCCUGUGUGUUGUUCUUCGAGUUCGCUCUAAAAGUGAUUUCACGCGGAUUUUUCUUCACUCCGAAAAGUUAUCUUUCGGAUACUUGGAACCAGAUUAAUAUGGUGGUGUUGAUGGCUUGUUCGCUGCUACUCUUGCUACCUCACUCGACUAUGAUCUCAUUAUUUCGACUUGGACGAGCGUUCGGUCCCAUUCGUGUAUUUUACAGAGUGCGAACGUUCCGAGUCAUCACGGAGGCGCUGAAACAAUCCGCGACACCGAUUUUUUAUUGUGUCGUACUGUCGGUGUUUCUAUUUUACUCGUUUGCCACACUAGGAAUGCAGAUUUUUGGUGGGAGAUUCGCUUAUUGCAGUGAUCCAUCGAUUGAUACAGCGGAAAAGUGCGUGGGGGUUUUCUGGAAUAGCGCAACAGGUAUCUUGACACCUCGAGUAUGGGGGAAUCUUUCAGGGUUGCAUUUUGACAAUAUCACUGGAGCCAUGUCCUCCAUCCUCUUCCUGGUUUCCAUGAAAGGCUGGCUUCCGGUUGUCAACAUUGCCAUGGAUUUUGCAGACGACACAAGCGUCAAUAACGACCACCAAGCGUCUGCUAUUGCCUCGACGUAUUUCGCUGGAUUUUUCGUCGCUUUUCUCUUUUUCACUAGAUUUUAUCUCCUCAAAGUGUUCGCAGGGAUUCUCAUGAACAAUUUCCGCUGUUACAACGGCACUCUAUUGCUUACAAACCUCCAGCUCAUCUGGCUACGCAAGAAAACAUCGAUCGUGGCCAUGCGUCCCAAAUAUCCGCUCCCAACCAGCAAAUUCAUGCAACUCGCUCAAUUUUACAUGCAAAAACGCUCUUUCCGCGGAUUUAUCAGUACUGUGGUGAUCCUCCACACUUCUCUCCUUGCGUGGUAUCGCUCUCCUGUUCAUCGUGGCUCUAGUGAAGACGAGGAUGUGGAUACCGGAGUUUGGUGGUUCCACUAUAUUUUUUCGUUAAUUUACGCGCUCGACGCUGUUCUUCGAGUUGCAGCUGUGGGAUGGCGAGAUUUCCUCAUGAAAGGCUUCACGUGGAGAACGUUCAACAGCUGUACUGCGUUUAUUAUGCUCGUGGGACCUCUCAUCUCCAAUUCCCCCGUAUUACUGAUCCUCGGGAUGACUCGAGCGUUCGAUUUUAAACAUCUGUCGCUGGUUUUAGAACGGUCUCGAGCUCUUCGAACUUUAUUUCGAACGCUGUUAUCCAGCGUUCAGCUUACCCUCAAGGUGACACUGCUACUGGGUUACGCUCUGUUCGUCUUUGCGAUUGUCGGCGUACAAGUAUUUUCACUUACACGGUGGGCUUCCGGAUUAAAUGCUAACCUGAAUUUGACAACAUUUCCCAGCGCGUAUGCUGCUUUUGUCAAAUUUGCAGCCGGUGAAGACUGGUACGCGACGUACUUGGCCUCCAGCGUGGCACCGCCUCAAUGUGUUCUUUGGGGUCGGUCGUCAAGCGAUUGUGGGUCUCCUACCAUCAGUGCGUUAUUUUACAACAUUUUCUACGUCUUAGUAGUGUUGAUUCUGCAAAAUUUAUACGCUUCUACGAUGGUGGAUACAUACGUGCUGAUGUCGGCAAGAGCAGAUGAUAACGAGCAUCUUCUGGGCUUCCAAGCGGAACAUCUUCAACGUUUCCAGACGAUUUGGAGCGAAUUUGACACUGACGCAUUGGGAUUGUUACAUCGGAAACAUUUGAUGGCAUUACUGAAAAAACUCGAACCUCCUUUGGGAUUGGGUACGUUUAAGAAUAUGCUCGAUAGUGUAGCCACUGAGGAUAUGAAGCCGGACGAGUGGGCGGCUUUGUCGCUUGCGGUUCAUCAACGUCGACGCGAAACGUUCCACGAUAUCGAAGCUCGGAUCGCGGAACUUACGUAUCGCGUUUGUUUGGGUCUCGGGAACUAUGACGGACUCAAUGGCAGCGUGAAUACCGGUACAAACCCGGAUCUCAGAUGUCCUCCGAACAUGUUCCGGUUUACGGAUCUGCUACUGGUUCUGACAAUGCGAGUGUUGCCAUUGGAAAGUCUCACAGUUCAGGAAAAAGUGGAUGACUUUCAGGAUGUCCCGAGUCCGUCGUCGGAUGAAGAGUAA
This is a messenger RNA of Phytophthora infestans T30-4, 2610 nucleotides long. Its product is annotated as Voltage-gated Ion Channel (VIC) Superfamily. Gene Ontology annotation, molecular function: calcium ion binding; high voltage-gated calcium channel activity. Gene Ontology annotation, cellular component: voltage-gated calcium channel complex; membrane. Lineage: Eukaryota; Oomycota; Peronosporomycetes; Peronosporales; Peronosporaceae. Gene Ontology annotation, biological process: calcium ion import across plasma membrane. The transcript is spliced from 3 exons. The record is from RefSeq and is a predicted model, not a curated record. The coding region runs from base 1 to 2610 and encodes 869 amino acids.